Molecule: messenger RNA, 1107 nt
Organism: Penicillium lagena
Lineage: Eukaryota; Fungi; Ascomycota; Eurotiomycetes; Eurotiales; Aspergillaceae
Exons: 4
Coding region: 1-1107 (368 amino acids)
Biological process (GO): ubiquitin-dependent protein catabolic process
Cellular component (GO): cytoplasm; proteasome regulatory particle, lid subcomplex; nucleus
Molecular function (GO): ubiquitin binding; endopeptidase activator activity; proteasome binding
Source: RefSeq, a predicted model, not a curated record
AUGUCGAUAGACCCCAUCAUCACCUUCAAAGCAGGUAUCUGCGAUCUGGAUGCCUCUGCCACCCCAGCCGCGGUGGUGCCGAAGCCGACCCCGGGAUAUAUUUACCUCUACUCGGAAGAUGAGCUGGUACAUUUCUGCUGGCGCCCUCGUAGCGCCCCCCUGGACGAGCCCGACCUCGACCUGGUGAUGGUGCCCUCGGAUGGGAGCUUCACGCCCUACAAACCCGGCGGCAAGGAUGCUACAAACGGCCGGAUUUUUGUUCUCAAAUUUUCCUCCAGCUCUCAGCGAUAUCUCUUCUGGAUGCAAUCGCGGUCGCAGCAUGAACAAGGCGACCCAAGCUGGUUUAGCCCGCGGGAUCUGAAGCUCGGUGAGAUUGUCGAUGUGCUUCUGCAGGGUGAAGAGGUGGACGUCGAGCACGAGAUUGCAAACCUGCCCCGUCGGCCAUCGGGCGGCGAUGACGAUGAGACCAUGGAGGACGUGGAGGGCGUGGACCAUGACACAACCCACAACCGUGGCGGGAGCAGUGGUGGCGGCGGCGCUGGCCCGGACGCGACGGGGGGUGACGUUCGGGAAGAAGGCCAAGGAUCAAGAGAGGGCGGUGCCGACGGUGGUCGAGCCGCGACUACGGGCUCCGAUCCGUCGUCGGUAGUCAAUGACUUUUUGAAGUCCUUGGGUGGCCGUGCGCCGGCCCAGGACCCCGAACAACCAUCUACAACACUCCAGGACCUGCUUCCUCCGUCGACCACUCUGCCGUUCAUCGAGUCGGCCAACGCCACCACCGCUGAUCAUCUCUUGAAUUUCUUACCGCCUGCGCUGCUGCUGUUGGCCCAGGGCAAUGCCGAGGCCUUGGAAGCUGACACUGACCCCGAAUUGGCCCAAGCGGCUCUCCUGUCCCUCGACCUCCCCCAAAAGAAAGACAUCCUGCGCCGCGUGCUUCGUUCGCCGCAUAUCAGCGAGGCUCUUGAGAUUCCUGUGGCUAAUGGCGGGUUCAUGCGCCGAGGCGGAGUGCCCUUGGGCGGCGGGGAGGCUGUGGAGGCGUUUCUGGAUGGCGUUCGACAGCAUGUUAAGCAAAAGGACUCUGAUCCCGGUCAGAUGGAGACCGAUUGA